AUGGAUGACCUGCAAAUCGGGGAACAGAGGCCAUCGCAGCUAUUCAGACGGAUGGCCGAGGCAGGCAAAAACGCAGGUGUAGCAUCGUCCACGGUAAAGAUGCUAUGGCUGAGGAGAUUACCCACACCCGUAAGAACAGCUUUAGUGGCUCACGAACAGUUAGACGCGGAAAAACUCGGAGCGAUUGCGGAUAAGGUACAUCAGACCAUCAAACAGGGGGUGAUAGCGGAAGUAAAGGAAGAGACGAAGGAUAGCAGCCUGAUACAUGAGAUAAAGAAAAUGACGGAGAAUUUCGAACAGCUGCGCGGCGAGACCUCCACAGCAACAGCAACGGAGCAGGUUAUGCGCAUACCAUCAGCGAUUCGGAAGGUUCGCGAGGAACUGUCAGCAACCCUGCGGCUGGAGAAGCAGACUACCACCCCCCCUGUCAGUUCUCAGCAGCGAGGUCCAGCGAGUUGGCAAAGAAGACAGAAAAACUAA
This is a messenger RNA of Arctia plantaginis, 480 nucleotides long. The record is from the annotation of a GenBank genome assembly. NCBI's taxonomy places the organism in Eukaryota, Metazoa, Arthropoda, Insecta, Lepidoptera, Erebidae.